AUGCCCAGACUCUCCCUCCGCCUACUAGGCUAUACAACUGCCGCCACCGGCAUAGCCGGCUACAGCAUUCACCGUGGACUCAGCCAUCUGGAAGAAAAGUAUCCAGCACUUCCCCACGCAGCGGGGAGCAGAGCACUCCGCAAACCACAGAGCCCAAAUAACCGCCGCUGCGCAUAUACCGACAUCUACGCAGCACAAAUACCCCUGCAAGCCCUCGAAGCACGCGUCCGAAGCCCAAAGACACCAACAAAAACAGAGCUCGAAUAUGCCUGGGCUAGAUCCGUCCUCGGAAGCAAGGUCCUACGAGCUGAGGGCUCUCUCCUCGGACUACUCACCAGCUUCCGCUUCAUACCGUGCGAUACAGGCAACUCAGCAGACGGGUUCUCGCCGGACAAGGCCACCGGUGCGCCGCGCGUUCUGCUGAACGGUUUAUUGCAAGUGCAGCGAGUCCCGGCCGCUGAUGCAGAUAGUAAUGGACUGCUGGUCUCGUUGGAACUGCCAGACAAACCCCGCGAGUUCUUUGAGAAGAUUGCGAGGUGGGGGUAUCCUUGGCGCUUGAUGUCGUGUGUGCGACAUGAGAUGAGUGUUUCUGAGCCGUUCCAGAGGAAUGGCCAGGGUAUGUUUGUUGAGGUGCGUUUUGCAAGUGCGCAUGAUUAUGAGCUUGUGGGUUCAGAGGGUGAGCUGGAGAAACAGAAGAUUAUUCCAGCUUGGGUUUUGAGGUUGCAUCGUGGGUAUGCUAGGCUCGUUCUUGAUUCCGCUGUCCGAGAGUUGCAGCGGGAUGAUGAGAAAUAA
This is a messenger RNA of Penicillium egyptiacum, 792 nucleotides long. Lineage: Eukaryota; Fungi; Ascomycota; Eurotiomycetes; Eurotiales; Aspergillaceae. The record is from the annotation of a GenBank genome assembly.